CAGUAGUCGCCUUGUGUUCUCGCUACCUGUCUUUUAAUCCUCUUUUCAUUUUUGUGAACUUGGCAUUUAAUAAUUCAUGCGCAUAAUACAGUAACCCAGUAAAUUGUGAGAGGUUUCCUUGGUAAUUAGGACAGCUCAACUCAAAGAGAAUAUCUAGCUGAAUAAGUGUGUGCUCCAAUUUCGUUGAGGAUAUUGUCACAAACCUUUUCAGCACUCUUUCCUUUCUUUCGUGAAGAGAGUAGUGCAGGUUAACGAUUGUAGAUGUUCUGCAUUCAAAACUUUGAUCCGGAAUUUAGUGAUUUCAGUGAGGAUGGUGUAUGAAUGGGGGAGAAGGGCUGGAACUUGAAGCGCAACACCUGCAAUGGUUGGUUUUGUUUUAUUGGUGCGCUGGGGAAAGUAGCUGUAAGCUCUUAUGUGUUUCGGUUGAAGGUGUUUUAUUUCUUAUGAAGGCAUUUGUGUCACUUGUGCCAUUCACGGGUUCGACACGGAAACUUUGUGACAUACGAGCUCAGCUUUGAAGCUCAAGUAUAAUGAAGCUUUUGAAUAAUCAUUGAAUCGAUUGCGAGUUUCGAUUGCAGUAGUGCAACGCAGGCGGUUAGCAGUUCAGUUGCCAUUCAGGAACGCAAUUCCUAUCGGACCACGUGUAUCAUUACGUCAAGAAGAGGAGCAGGAGGAAUAGAAAACCCGAGCUUUUCUUGUCAAGAGGGGUUUACGUUCGACGACAUGGCGCCCAGGAUGCCAACCUUCAACAGAAAUUCCAGGAAUGGAUCGAUGCUACAUAGGAGGCUGAGGAGGAGGGAGUCUAAGGCGAAAACAAAAGGACCGGACCCUCUCGAAAUUUCGGUACCCUCCCUCUACGAUAUCUCACAAAACACUAAUGAUCAGCACAACUUAUAUUCUCGCAGGAUACGAAUCUCACCAGGUGGCCAGUGCACGCCCGUGAACGAAGAAGGGACGAGCGAUGAAGAACCGGUGGCGAAAGAAAAGGUUCUGCAUUCGAUGACAAAGACAAGUAGUGGACGCUUGAAAUUCGGAAUGCCCAAUGUCUCCAUUUGGGACAUGUUGCAUGAAAUCUUAUUGUGGCUCUCGAGACAGUCUAAGGGCAAGAAUAUCAAAGCUUCUAAGGAGGUGCUGAAGACGUAUCACGACUUAUUUCUACACGGUGAAGUGCCAUUUUCGAUAAAAGUACGAACUGCUCUUCGCUCAUGGCCAUUGCGGCCCAUGCUUGUAUGGAUAGAAUUUCUAGCUGCUAUCAUAUCCGUCGUCGUAUACAUUUUGACUACAUACCGAACUGGCGACCGACCACAUUGGCAGCGUUUGGCCGAAAUUGUAUGUGGACUCUUUUUCGUGAUUGAUUACAUUUUGAACGUGUACAGUUCUCCGGUGAGGCUUUACUACAUUUUUUCUUUACGUGGAGUUAUCGACUUUGUGAGCACUCUUCCAAUCAUCUUGUAUUGGAGCCCUAUAGACAAUGGUGCUGCUGGUAUACUACUCUUCUUUCGGGCGUUAAGGAUCAUGCCUCUGAUCACCCAUGUGGGUGGACGGACCGGCGGUGCCAUCAAGGAGCAUAUUUUUAUACUUGUGAUGUACACGUUUGGAGUUGUGUUUAUUGCGGCGGGAGUUCUGCAAUGGGUUGACAACAAGAUGACUAAGCAGAGUGUGAAGGACGAGAAUGCUUGCAGUGAUACUGGCUGCAUGACUUUCUUCGACGCCUUUUGGUUAAUGAUUGUUACUAUGUCGACAGUGGGCUAUGGCGAUAUCACACCCAAGUCGAACUGGGGAAGGGCUAUCUUGAUUGUACUGAUUAUCAGUGCUUUGGUGAUUCUACCUCCUCAGAUCAAUCGUAUCUUGCAUCUUGCCUCCAAAAGGCCAUAUGGAGGCGCUUUUGAUGUGCGCAAGGUCGUAGGUUCACGUUUUUUCAUUGUUAGUGGCAACAUAUCAUUUGAGACAGUGCAAGCUUUUUUGGCCGAAUUUUAUCAUCCUACUCACGAGAAAGACAUGUGGGCUUUUCCUCUACAAAUCGUUAUUAUGGCUCCUUUCAAGCCGUCGUUCGAGUUGAAGUCGUUAUUGAUGCACUACAAGGAUAGAGUGGAGUUCAUCCAGGGCACUCCCAUCAAGGACUCCGACCUUGACCGCGUCAGUGCCAAAGUGGCCUCAGCAGUUUAUCUCCUUGCUGAUGCUCAAGCCAAGGAUCCUGCAGCAGAAGAUGCUGCUCAAAUAGUAAGAACACUGGCUGUUCAUCGUCAUUGCGGGUCCAAAGUACGUGUGAUAGUAGAGUUGCUGCAACCCGAGAAGGCUGCUGAUGCUAUUUGGGAUGAUACCAAAGACGGAAUCGAGAUCAUUUGCCUGGACCCCACUCGAUUUAAACUCUUAGCCCGCAGCUGCCAUAUCAGAGGCUUGUCAACAUUUGUAAUCAAUCUAUUCCGCUCCGGACUGGACAUUUCGAAACCUUUGAAAGAUCAUUGGAUGAUGAAAUACAUGCACGGCCUCCACCAAGAAGUAUUUCCAGUGAUUUUACCGGAUCUAUUUCACGAAGAAAAACUUACAUUUGAGCAGGCUGCAGAGCUUGUAUACCGAAAAUUCAGCGUCAUACUAUUUGGAAUAGACGUCCGUCAUGAAGAAGAUGGCGAAGAGUUUCGCGACGUUGUCUUAUAUCCAAGAGGAAGGGUAUUACGUCCAUCAGAUGUAGGCUUAGUGCUAUCCCCGGAUCUCAAAACAGCUGAAAAGAUUUCUAAACUCGAUACGAUUGUGCAUCGUCGCCCGGGAUUGCUCCAGUUUUUUUGCGCUCCUCAUGUGAAGUCAGGGUUGACGAAGGAUUCGUAUCCCGAGGAAUUCCGUAAGCUUCUUGAUGUAGUGAAGCAAGGAAAGUUUUCGGAUAUGGAAUUAAAUGACAAGUCGCAGUUAAAUCACGAACUCAAAAUUGCUAUUUUCGACCAAAAUGCGAAAGAAUCAGAAGAUUCAUCUGUCCCAAAAGAAGAUAGUUCACGGAAAGGUGACACUGGUGUGAGUCGGCAUUACGGCCUCACUUCUCACUCUUGUUUGGUGAAAGGUGACAAGGAUGGAAGUUCACAUGGUAAGGCCCGAAAGCAAGGAAUUAUUUCGCAGGUCUCUGCAGGGAAGGCGGAGAUGAAAGUCAUAAGUGCCCACCAGACUAGAGACACUAAUAAAUCAUUGUCGAAAGCAAAGAUUUUUGAAGAAAUCUCAGAUUCGUUAAAAAUUCAUCGCCGUGUUUCGUUUCCUCCGGAUUCGAAGAGCUCUGCCAAGACACCACGUGGAGCUAUCUGUAAUCUAGAGGAUGCAAUCAAUGUUAUGAUGAGCUGGCCUCCCCAGGAGCAGAACUACAAACCUGAUCCAGCAAUUCUGGAACGUCAUGCCACUGAAAUUUUGGAAAACCUGCAACGCCGCACGAUGAAACUUGUGAACCUCCCAGUUCCCCACAUCCUAGUGUGCAUACAAGGGAAAUGGCCUAGCAGUCUAUUCUACUUUGUUUCCCAGCUUCGAACGCCCGGUCUACCAAAUUCUCCUGUAGUGAUUUUACAUCCUAAUUUUCCAUCUGAAUCAGACUGGGGCAACGUUGGUUUCUUUGACGAUGUUUACUUUGUGAAGGGUUCCCCUAGCUUGGGGCUAGACUUGUUACGUGCAGGUGUUAUUCAAGCAGAGAAGGUAGUCAUCCUAACGCAAGGUGUCCAGUUGGAGCAAUCCAUUGGAGAACACGCUGACGACCAGGACCGUUCGGCGCCUUCUCAAACCUUUACGCUUGAUGUCAACAAUGUCUUCAUAGCAGCCACAGUGGAGAGAUUGCUGCGACAUGAAACAGCUAAGGAUCGUGUGAUCGUUGAACUUCAGCAAGAAACAGAGAUUCAGUACCUCCAACCACGUCUGUUAUUCGAUCGCCGCAUCUUCGACAGCGAAAUGUAUCUGCGCAACCGAUCUGCUACUUUCCAGUUCGCUCCUCCCUACAUUGGUGGGAAAGCAUUCUGUCCGGCUGCCCUCGGUGUCCUCUUGUACGCGACAUUUUUCAAUCGUCAAACAGUGGCUAUCGUGGACCAGCUUAUAAGUGGAGGUCAAGUCCUUGAAUAUGAUGAGGAGACAAAUGAAGAGCGCGCUUCUGACACUAUUAUUCGGGAUCUUGGCCAGAUUCCCGUACCCAAAUCUUUUGUUGGUUUUACCUUCAGUGAGCUUUUCAUCGGGAUGCUCAGGGAUCACGGUGCCUUGGCCCUGGGUCUCUACCGAAUAACUGGGUUGAAACACGACGGCCUUGGUUUCGUGUACACCAAUCCUCUUCCUACUGAGGUUGUUGAAGCGACAGACCUUGUGUACAUCUUACAUUGAAACAGAGAGGGAUAGAUCUCUUUGCUUGGAGGGUUUGUUUGAAAUCUCCAAAUUAGGGUGAGAAUCAUUAACUUGAUGAGGACAAAUAUGAUUUUGUCCUUUGAAUGGAACUUUAUCCAUAUUUUUGAAUAUAUUUAAAAUCUCAACUGUAAUUUUGCA
This is a messenger RNA of Physcomitrium patens, 4491 nucleotides long. RefSeq lists its product as uncharacterized. Gene Ontology annotation, biological process: potassium ion transmembrane transport. Gene Ontology annotation, molecular function: potassium channel activity. The record is from RefSeq and is a predicted model, not a curated record. NCBI's taxonomy places the organism in Eukaryota, Viridiplantae, Streptophyta, Bryopsida, Funariales, Funariaceae. Gene Ontology annotation, cellular component: membrane.